UUUCUUUGCGCGGAGCAGAUCGUUAGAGCAGAGUAUACACAACGUCGCCAGUCUAUGACAGAUUGCCAAUUUAACUCCUCUUCGAGGAACAAAUCCCAUAGAUAUAACACUAAUGUAAACGGCACGGAAGUAUAUAUGUGACCAUCUGCACUGAUAUAUGAACGCAUUGUGAAAUGUUUGGUAACAUAAUCUCCGUAGCUGCUCACAAUACAGAUGCAACCGGAAAAUGUUAUUACAGAAUUACCGAUAACAGGCUCCCAGUGAGGAGAGUGUGAACCGUGUGAAAAACGCAUCAUCACCCACUCAGACCAUCGGCGAAAUAACUAGUAAGGUGGAUAUUUUUUAUAAGAGAAUUCUCAGCGGUCAUAGAGAUACCAGCCAUCAGUGAUUACUUCCUGCCCCAGUUCUCAUUCACGGAAAACAGAAGUAUUCCAAUGCUGUUUACCUAAUAGCUUGGAGAUUGCUGUGGGCUGCUCAACUCUUUGACGGUGUGCCAGUCGGACGUGAUGAAUUGAUAAAGAAUGCAUUGAGAUUUUGAAUCUGCCUUUUAAAUGUUUUGGACUUGAACAUUUUUAUUUCUGUGUGGUACUGUAGUGUACUUUUCCACUGAAGCCGAUAGUAACUGCUUACUUGCCAAUUUUCAAAAUACGUGGUUAAGUUACAGGACUGGUGUGAUACUGUGAAUUAACUACAAAUCAAACACGUUGUCAAGAUGGCGAAUGAUACUACAGCUUAUACAACUUUAACGUGGGUUUCAAAUGUGACACCAGCGAGAGGUGCAGGUGAGGAUUUAAUUCCGCCACACUGUCAAGGACCCAGCGGCCACGCCAACAUGUGCUCAUGGCAGUUUAUAUUGCUAACAACCACGUUGGUUAUCUUGGAAUUCAUGGUCGUGCUGGGAAAUAUACUAGUCAUCGUUGCGACGGUGAAAUUUCGCAGACUUCGGCGGCGGAUUACAAACUCUUUCAUUGCAAGUUUAGCCGUAGCGGACCUGCUUUUGGGGAUUUUUGUAUUGCCUUUAUCAAUAACAAAUGAAGUCUCAAAACACUGGGUCUUCGGGCCUUUGAUCUGCGACAUGUGGCUGGCAGUUGACGUCUGGUUGUCCACGGCUUCGAUACUGAACUUGUGUGUCAUCAGCUUUGACAGAUACCUUGCCAUAACGCGCCCCAUCAAAUACAUGAGCCGCAUGACAAAAAGAAUGGCACGUUUCCUCAUAGCAGGUGCUUGGCUACUUGCGUUCUUGGUCUGUUUUCCGCCCCUGUUAGGGUGGACGGAUAGACAUUUUGGACAGCCUAUAACAGAGGUGACACUGAGCCCGAAAAAGGUGACGCAACGUGACGCAAAUCUGACAGUCUUCAAAAUGACUAUGGAAACAAGCACAGUUCAAUUCACAAAAGAUAAUUACCAGCUGCAUACAAAUAGGUUAAAUAAGCUAGAAGACGUUGGGCAAAUAUACAAGAAUGUGACCCCUCACAAACUGAAUUCAAGCAAUGGCAUGAUGUCUAAUGGAGAAAGUAUGCAUUCAUGCAAUCUUGUCGCUGAACCUGGGUAUCGUAUAUUUUCCGCUCUCGGUUCCUUCUACAUCCCGCUUGUAUUUUUAUUAUUUUUCUAUUGGAGAAUCUACAGGGCCGCGUCAAAGACGAAUCUCGCAAUUCGCCAAGGUGAGAAAAUUACGCGAUCGUCUGCUAUCGGCAACGAAAAGUCGGAUGAUGUUGUGACACUAAGAAUUCAUAGAGGGCGCGACAGCUCGUUGUCGUCUUGCAAAUAUUCGUUGGAGAAGCCGCCACCGAUCAACCAAUUAUCGAGGAGCAGUGAAGUAUCGGAUGAAGAUUCAAUAGAGAACGUAACCGAAAUUCCCGAGUUAGGUAGCGUGCAAAGUUACGAGUCUCUCGCUCAUGUGCACAGUGUGAACGGAACGGAAGUGGCAGUCACCAAGUGUGUGGUUAGUAAUUGUAAACUUAACGUCGACGGUGAAAACUCAGAAACGACCACUACGAGUAGUCAUCAUAACAGUGAAGACAUUGACGUGUACAGCGACGUGGGCUUAGUUUUGAAACCUUACUUUGUGCUUCAGAAAAUAAAGACAGAAAAAAAUGCUAUCACACGGGCCCUCACUGCUACGGCAUCUCCAACCAGACGGAGAAUUCAGCAAAAUAACUCUAGUGCCAAUUUGGCCAACAGAUACUCUAUGCGUGCCAUCAGAAGGCAAAAUUUGAAAAAGGCCAUAAAGCGAGCCCAGCGUGAGACAAAGGCAGCUAAAACGGUGGCUAUAAUUGUUGGCGCGUUUGUACUUUGCUGGUUGCCUUUCUUUGUAGUGUAUCUGAUCGGAGCGUUCUGUGUUCUGUGUGUGCCCGAGUCACUCUUUACAAUUUUCUUUUGGAUCGGGUAUUGUAACAGUGCCAUCAAUCCUUGCAUUUAUGCGUUUUUUUCGAAGGACUAUCGACAAGCUUUCUUUGCGUUAACCACCUGUAAACGCCAUUUCAUGCAACACAGUGGACAAUCGAUUUUCCAAACAAACGGCUAGAUGUUUAAAAAAACUGCUCUUGAUACCAAAGCAACGUUCAAACUGGAAAUCAAGGAAGUCGUGAAAAAUCAAGUUAUUUGUUGUUUAUGUGAUAUCUAUUGCUUUCAAUUUUGCUAUUUAAGAACUGUCCUUUUAGGUUUGCUAUCGCUCUUAUUUGAUAUGAAAUAAAGGUAACACA
This is a messenger RNA of Lingula anatina, 2702 nucleotides long. RefSeq names its product putative G protein-coupled receptor No9. Lineage: Eukaryota; Metazoa; Brachiopoda; Lingulata; Lingulida; Lingulidae. The record is from RefSeq and is a predicted model, not a curated record. Gene Ontology annotation, cellular component: plasma membrane. Gene Ontology annotation, molecular function: G protein-coupled receptor activity. Gene Ontology annotation, biological process: G protein-coupled receptor signaling pathway.